Molecule: messenger RNA, 1382 nt
Organism: Oncorhynchus mykiss (rainbow trout)
Lineage: Eukaryota; Metazoa; Chordata; Actinopteri; Salmoniformes; Salmonidae
Gene: ccdc137
Product: coiled-coil domain containing 137
Cellular component (GO): nucleus
Source: RefSeq, a predicted model, not a curated record
UGCCAACUGCAGUUUAACUCCAAAGAAGAAGAAUUUCUCAACGUUAGCCCACGUGGGUUGUUGUUUCGAAGGAAUCCGCGCUAGUUAAGCACCAAUAACAAGAACAUCAUGGGGAAAAAUAAACAGACGAAACCCGCAGAGGCAUUUAAACAAGGUGCUACGACAGGGCAAUAUCCAAGCAAGAAGCCUAAACGAGAUGGCAAGCCCAGACAGAAGGAUCAUCUUGAGCAGAUUCCCUUCCGCCUUCGAGAGAUUAUGAAAAGCAAGGAGAGGAUGAAGAUGGGGCCCAGCAAGGCCAAGAAGAUGAGGAAAGCUGACGCCAUCGCCCUUGCUCCCAAACCCAAGCCAGGUGAUGCUACAAUCGUAGAUAUCCCUGUUCCACACUUCCGUAGAAAGAAGAAGGAGAGUGAGAAGACGUACCUGCGGAGGAUGGGCAAUGAGGCGCAGCACGUCCUCUUCCUCACCAAGAACCAGAUAGAGAGACGGCCGGAGAGGGAGCUAGAGGAGCAGGAGAAACCUGCUGGCACCGGGAAAUGCAAGUCUGACAAGAAGAAAGAAUAUGAUAAAAGCCGGCUGGACAGGCUACAUAAAAAGAAACUGGACAGGCGAGAAGAGAAGGCAGAAAACGACAUGUUCAUAGAUGAAGUUGCCUUUGGAGAAGUUGCCAUGGCACCGCCGACUCUGAGUAUCAAGCCCAGGAAGGCACUGAUCAAGCCCCAGGGUGUAUGUAAGGGUCUCCUGCUGAACUCUCUGCUGGGCCAGACCCAGUUCUCCACAGCCAAGCCAUCCAUGGCCAGGCAGAGGAUGAUGGAGGAGGAGAGGCAGCGGGUGGUGCAAGCCUACCGCCACCUGAAGAAACAGAAGCAGCAUCAGCAAGAGGCCAAAGCAACUGGGAUAGAGAAGCUGAAGAACCUCCAGUGAGACUCCAGUGGUCCCAUUCUCUGCCUUGCUCCCUCCCCCAAGGGAGUUUUUGUGGACACUGGGAUGGAUUCUGACUGGUAUUGAAAGGACCAGACCACCUCUGCACAUAUGGACUGUUUCUCCUUGAAUAAGUAGCUUUCCUUCCUACCUACCUGCAGGCCUUGCCAUUUCUGUCAGGUACUUCUGACUGGCAAUGCCACUGUUUUCUGUAUUAACUAUCUUCUCUUGUGGCAAUGCAUGACUGCUUUGACAUGGACUAAAUUAUGACUCUUUGGGGACUUUAAAACCUCAAACUUUUCCAUGCAGUUUGGAUGGAAUGAACUACAUACAGUGCCUUCAGAAAGUAUUCAGACCCCUUGACUUUUUCCAUAUUUUCUUACGUUAGAGUUUUUCUAAAAUUGAUUAAAUUGUUUUUUCUCUCAUCAAUCUAUGCAUAAUACCCCAUAAUGACAAAGCAAAAA